Zonotrichia albicollis (white-throated sparrow) is the source of this 1962-nucleotide messenger RNA. The record is from RefSeq and is a predicted model, not a curated record. NCBI's taxonomy places the organism in Eukaryota, Metazoa, Chordata, Aves, Passeriformes, Passerellidae.
AUGGUCAAGGACAGGAGCACUCCUGCUCCAUUCCCUCCACUCCUGGGCUCAUCCAUGUCCCCAGCACCAGUGGCUCUGGUUCUCACCCACGUGGUCCUCGCUGUUGUGUUGGGUGAUAAAAGAGGUGACAACCUGCCAUCAUGUCCUCUGCACUGGUGGAGGUCUCUCCCUGUCCUGGAAUUGUGGUGCUGGCUGCAGCUCAGCCAGCUCUGUGUUUUGGGUGGUGAUGGAGAUCUCAGGUGCCAGGGAAGAGCUGGAGCUGCUGCUGCCAUUGCUGGCUGAGUUUGCUCCACUGACCAAACCCUCCCUUGUCUGUGGCAGAGGAGAGAAGCCUCAGCAGACCUGGAUAUCACCGAAAAGGAGAAGGAAUACAGGGCUAAAGUGGAGAUCAGGCACCUGCAGACUCAUUUCCAUCAUGAAGCCUACAAGAGGAAAUUCUUCGACGCCGAAAUCUGGCGGCAGAUGCAGGCUCAGGAAAAAGAAAUAGCUGAUCUGAGGCAAGAGCACGGACAUGUGACAGCAACGCUGAAGCAGCUCUAUUCACCGAGCAGCAUGGUGUUUGUAAACAGGAAUCGCAUGAAGGUCCGAAACCUCUUGCAGACCAGCAUGCAGAAUGAUGCCCUGAUCAAAGAGAGAAAAGCCCAGUUGGCUGACCUGGCCAAGCAGGUUCUAGAGCUGGAAAAAAAGAUAGCGAGUCAAAGAGAAUCAAACUGGAAGGAGUUGGGAGCAAAGACCCGCAAACAGCUGCAUAAGACGAUUGAGUUACUGGAGAUGCGUCUGCGUCAUGUCACUGUGUGUUACAACGCCGUCGUGGCCAGGAACAACAAGCUCAGAGAGGAGACUGCCAGCCUGCAGAUCCAGAAAGCCAGUUUUGACAACCUCUACUGGAAGCUGGAGAGAAGCCUGGUCCAGCAGAACAAGCUGCUGAACGCUGCUAUCGAGCAAGCCACAGAGGACUACGACCAGUGGAUGGAGGAUCUGGGGCGGAUCUCGGACAUCCGGGACGUGCGCUACAGGGAAACCAUCCAGUACAACAUCAGGCUGCUGGAGAGGAAGUGUGCCCUCCACCAGGAGAGCAGGCUGAAGAACUUCUUCCUCAGCAAAUGUGCAGAUCUCUCUGUAUUGAAGGAACAGGCCAAAGCGAGAGAAGCCUUUGAGGCAGCUGAGAGGGCCAAAGCGAGCCAAAAGGAGAGCUAUGAGGUGGCCUACAAGCGUCUGCUGGAGCUGUCGGAUGGAAACAUCGAUGAUUUCUUGGAGGACUUCCUUGAGAAGGACAGGAGAUUCUUCAUCCUCUUUAACUUUGCCAUUAGGCUGAACGUCAGGAAUGAGAGUCUCAGGCAGAGGAUCGAGGCCGUCCAGGAUGAUAUGGAGGCCAUGACAACGGAGAGGGAACAGGCAGAGACAAACCAGACUCAGGUCCUGCAGGAGCUGAAGGCAAAAAUAGCAGAGACCACCAAGGAAGCCAACAAGUACGAGAACAAAUACAGGGAGAGCAGCCAACUCCUGGGACAGAUCCAAUCUCGCAUUGAGACCCUCUUGACGGAAAUGGACUGUGACACUACAAAGAUAGUGAAGCCUCUUGGGGACAGCUUGGUGCCAGUUUUUGGCCCCGUGGAGAACAAGGUCAAGGAGUUUCUGAUGAGGGAGUCCCUGCUGCGCUACACCUCCCUGGACCGCUCCCAGCGUGCCCAGGGCUUCGUCAGCCCCCUCCGGGAAGCCUCCAACCACCUCUGGGCCAUGGACAGGACCAAGCUCUGCCCACCCCCCCCAGACCUGGAGGAGAGCGCUGACCCCAGAACCGCGGAAGAGCCGCUGGGCCGGGAAGAGCUGCGGGAGCUCGUCAUCCAGAGGCAGCAGGAGGAGGUGAGCAGGCCCCCCAGCACGGGCAAGAAGAAGAGGAAGUUCACAUCACCCGGUGCAUCAGGGAGCCCAUCAGGGUCCAAGACCCCAGCAGGGAAUUAA